AUGCGUCUGCCUGCCCUGGAAAACUUUGAUGGCCAAUCCAUGUCUAAGCUCUCAGAAGAAAUCAACUUCGCGUUACCCGUGCAUGCGCAUUCGACGUGGCCUGGGGUGAGUCGCUUUCAGCAUGUAAUCCGACUCUUGUACCCUUCUACCGUUCAACUGCGAAAUGUGCAGCCACUUCCCGGGCACCUUCAUUCGCUGUACUUGAUGAAAUUGUCAAACGAGAAUGAACUCAUUGUGAAAUUUGCCCUCCUAUCAGCCGCACCGCUUAUGCGAAGAGAGCGGUUUUCUUUAGAAACCGAAGCUCUAGCUCUCGAUUUGCUAAAACAGACAGCAAAUCCGUUCAUUCCCCAGUUCAUUCACUAUGCUCCUGAGGAUAGCUCUCUUGGCGCUGGUUUUUUCCUUAGACAAUACGUCAAGGGUCCUUCGCUGCUAGAGAGUGAACAUCGUCUCUGUCCGCAAGCUCGCAAGGACAUCGAACAAGAUCUUGGACUUUUGGUCAACGAGAUCGGUCAGAAUGUCUCCACAGCGUUUGGGCCCCUGACCAAGGUAGCUGCAGGAACGGGAAGCCCAUCCUGGCGCCAGUCAUUUAUUUUGCUCUUUGAAGAGGUGCUUCGUGAUGCCGAGGACAUGUUCAUUCAUCUUCCAUACAGCCAACUCCGAGAACAAUUAUGUCGAUUCGCUUCGACUCUUGACGAAAUCACGGUGCCAAGACUGACAGUCAUCAAUUUUGGCCGUCCGUCGGAUAUUCUGCUUGAUUCCGAUUGCAAACAACUAUCCGGUGUCUCGGAUUUUAGCACUGCCAUAUGGGGAGAUGUUUUGAUGGCCGAGGUCUUUGAAGAGCCCUCGGAAGCUCUAUUCACUGGAUUUGGGUCAAUCCCGUCAAACGGACAAUUUCAAACAGUCCGGUUUCUUUUAAUCGUCGAGCUUUAUUAUCGGAAUAGAACAGACGAUGUGACGGAGAUGCAUGCUCGCCGCAAAUUGACAGAUGCCCUACAACACCUAUCUACAACUGAGGCCGAAUGA
Messenger RNA from Talaromyces rugulosus, 1023 nucleotides. RefSeq lists its product as uncharacterized. Bases 1 to 1023 code for a protein of 340 amino acids. NCBI's taxonomy places the organism in Eukaryota, Fungi, Ascomycota, Eurotiomycetes, Eurotiales, Trichocomaceae. The transcript has 2 exons. The record is from RefSeq and is a predicted model, not a curated record.